Messenger RNA from Dromaius novaehollandiae (emu), 5025 nucleotides. RefSeq names its product leucine-rich repeat-containing protein 37B. Bases 2132 to 4879 code for a protein of 915 amino acids. Gene Ontology annotation, molecular function: protein binding. The record is from RefSeq and is a predicted model, not a curated record. NCBI's taxonomy places the organism in Eukaryota, Metazoa, Chordata, Aves, Casuariiformes, Dromaiidae. The transcript is spliced from 9 exons.
GGUUGGAAGAAGGUGGCUGAGACGAGAGAACUCAGGGAAGAGCCGUGUGGGUGAUUGGAGAUCUGGAGUGCAAACCUUGAAAUGAGAGACAGCAGGAGUGUGGCGUAUGUAAUUUAACAAAAAGAGGAAGGGGGUGACGUGAUGCAGGACCCAAGAGCAGCUCUGCAAGGAGAAGACACCUGAUGCUCGACAAGCUUUUUAACCCGGAAGGCACAAAGGUGGAAAUAAUUAAGCACUGGAACAGCCCCUCACGGGAUGUGGUGAAUCCUCUGACGUGGCACGCUCCGAGAACUCCGUCCUGUUCAUAAAAUGAAACACUGUGGCUUGGCUACAAAUUACCAAGCUGCCUCUUUGCUGUUAUUCGUGUUGGAAAUACCGGUGGCUGGCGUGAAAUUAAAGCCCCGUUGCUCCCCGCUGCCUGUCCGCGUCCAGGCACCGGUGAUACUUUGUCUUUGGAGCGAGGAGCUGGCAGAAGCCCUGCUGCUUGGGUGGGAGCAGGCCACCUCCGCUCAGUGUCCCAUUCCCAGGGCAGCUGGGCUUUCCCGGAGCGGCGGAGUCAGGGCACCCUUCUUGACGGCGGAUAUGCAUGGAAAUCGGUCUUGGCCUGUUAAUUUUCAGGGGUGGUAAAGAGGGGGAAAAAAGCAUGAUCUGAAGGACUGGCAAGGGAGAGGCGAGGCCUACCUGCGGCCUCCGGGCCUGCGGCCUCGGGCGCCCGGUUGCCUGGCAACGCCGCACCAGCUCUGCUCGCGCCAUGGGCCUCGCCCAGUCCCGCCACCCCCUCGUCCUCCUGGCGCUGCUGGCGGCCGCCCCGGCGAUGGUGGCAGUGACCCCUUCCCCGGCGUGGCCCGGUGCUGCCUGCCCGGUGCCCUGCCGCUGCCGCAGGCGGCUGCUCGACUGCAGCCACGCCGCCCUCACCGGCGUCCCCCGGGCAGCCCGCAGCCUGGCCCUCUCCGUCCUGUGAGUACCGUCCGCGGCGAUGGGGGUUUGGCCUGCUCUGGGGACCGGCCCCGGUGACCAGCCAUCCCCGACUCCCGGCCUUAACCCACCUCCCUGCACGGGAAGAAGGCAGAGGAAAAUGGCUGCUGUGCCGUUUCUGGAGAGCGGGAGGCCACAACGUGCUGCCGGGAGAGUGUCAUCUGCGUCCUUCCCUCACCCGGGUCGUGGUGGCCUGAACCCCCCUUCCCUGGGGGGAGUUUCUCGCCCAAAUUGCAGCAUUUCCAGGCCCGAAUUGGCGCGCGUGGAGCAGGGUUGCACCGGUGGGUGCUGGUGUUGGCGUGGGCUGAUGUGUGCUGCACCUGGAGGCACAUGUUUGUCUCCGCAGCCUGGAAAUGGAGGCCGAGGCAGGUAGCACAGAUGGAGAUGGCUCCGUUCGGUCCGGUGAACCCAUCUUUCACGUUUCUGCUUCAAGGUGCAGCUGCCUGCUCGCCGCAGGCAGCUGGAGCUGACAGCGAGCAGGCCCUCGGGAAGGCAGAUUGCUUUAUUUACCUCUCCACGCAGUUGCUUAACCUUCUCUUUAGACAUCCAGGUUUGACAUGCGGUUCUAAGCGACAUGCCUGUGGCAUCUGCGCCAGUCCCCCCAUCCCUCUUCCCCUCCUCGGCUUUUUAUUCCUAGCGAGCUCUGCCUGCUAAACAGACCUCACGCAGGACGGCAAGUGCUCCCGGUCCUGUGAGCCACUCGCCAAAACCCACGUAGCCACAGGACUCGCCGCAGACACCCAAGAGCCCGGGGGGAGAGGACGCCCGGGAGUGAUUCACCGGCAGGAGCUGUCGGUGGUUUCCGAGGGCUCACGCUGCACCACAGUGGGGCUGAAGCUGGGCUAGCUGUGCUGUCGCACAUCUAGGCGAAUUUUGCUCUACCUUAACAGCCAAAUUUGCAGGGAAACAGGUCUUUCUGAGCAUGCCAUUCGAGAUCUAACCCUCCAGGACCUCUCUGUUUCCCUAGGAAGCAGUGAGAUUUGUGGAAUGGAAAAGAGGACUUUGUAUACAACACUGCAAAUGCUUGAUUAAAAUCCCUGGGUAUUAUGCUAUGGGGAAUGAGCAGCUCUGGCACCAAGAAAUAUCAGGCAUGGGGAGUAUAUUUUGCAAGUAGUCUUUUUGCAGAGCUUUUAUAUAUAGCACACUAACAACAAUUAUGAUGUGCCAAUCCUUUCUUUGCAGAGAUUUCACUGGCAACACUAUUUCUUCCAUUGAUGCACCAGUAUGGAGGGAAUACCUGUGGGCUGAGUACUUAGUUCUCCAAGACAAUGCUCUGAAGACAGUGGGGAGGCGUUCGCUGGAGGGUUUGCCCCUGCUGAAGCACCUAGAUUUAUCCUGCAAUAAAAUCCUGUCGAUUGAGGAGCAUGCUUUUGAGCCACUUCCUUUUUUGCAGCUUAUAAACCUUGGUGGGAACCUCAUCACGCAGAUCCGGAAUGGCACAUUCCAGGCCUGGCAUGGGAUGCAGUUUUUACAGAAGCUGAUCCUAAGCCAUAACCCCCUGUCCGUUAUCGAUGACACAUCGUUCUUUGGCCUGCCUUCGGUCAAAUACUUAGACCUGGGUGCAACACAAGUGACUCUGCAGACGUUUCACACUCUCCUCCUGACAACAGUCCACUUGGAAACGCUCAAACUCCCCAGCGAUCUGGCCUGCUGCCUCUGUCAGAAGAAAGACACUAUUGAAACCCUGUGCAAGACCAUCAAGUUACGCUGCGAGAAUUUAUGCACCACCGAUGCUCCCCAGUGCGCUCACACAGAUUCUCUAGCAAAGAUGCAAGCAGAGAUAAUGAAAGUGUUACAGUCCAGAAAACUGAACACCACCAUGGUGUUAAACCUCAAGCCCAAGGAACCUUCGCUUGGAGGCCAUGAAACCAUAACGCUUGCAGUGAACCUAACAAGCACUGAUGCUGAUCUCAGUAAGCCAAAUGAUCACAAUUCCAGAAGAAAUUCCCAUUUCCCUCAGCACCUAUCUGGGCAGGAAGGUAAGAGCAACAAGGAAUUGAUGCUGAUGCUGCACAGCAUUCAGCACAUGGGCUGGACCAGUGAAAGCGAUAUGAAGAAACUCUAUUUCCUAGCAAAAGUGCUAGUGGCUGAGCUUGAGAAGAAGCUGCACAAGGCUAAAAACGUCACAACUGUGAAGAACAUCAUCUCUCUCCCACCGAUGCUUGCUAUGCACAGGCGCGAGGUGCACGGGACCCCAGCAGUGGAACGAGAGAGGACCACAGCUGCUACAGGUUGGGUCCAAAAGCAGCAUGACUUAGGUUUGCACCACGCACCAUUAAGCCUGUGGGAAGCAGCUGAGAGGUUAAAUCCCACUGACACUGUCUUCAGACAUCACAAAAUGUCCAUGCCUUCUUCAAAGCAUUCCCUUUUGUACUCCCCAGCAGAGGCCUCUCAUUUGUCCAGGUCUUUUAAGAUUCAGAAUUACCCUGGUACUAUGGAACAGGCUGAAGAAACUCAUGAGAUGGAGGAUGUAGAGGAUGGAAAGAAAGCACCACCUCCAAGCCAUAGCUACGUUUGGACCUACAAAAAGCAUGGUCAGCAAGAGAGCCCAUGUCUGAGUAAAAGUAAUCGGCUUUUCUACAGGACAGACCAAGAAGAGAAUCCAGAGGAAGAGCCCACACCAAUAAAAAGUAAACCAGAGCAGAGACUAAACACUGCAGGACACUUUUUCUAUAACCUAUUGGUUAACAGCAGCCACCGCGUGGCAAGGAGUGUGCCAGAGGACACGUCUAAAGACGAGGCUUCCUCUCCAGGUGGGCACUCACUGGGCAUCCAUCAAACUGACCAAACAGACUGGAAGCAGCAAAAGGAAGAAGGGUCUGAUUUCCUCAAUGAACCAAGUAGCUCGGAGAGCCCAGCCACUGCGCCGGUUCAAGGAGACCUGUUUGAAACCAAGCUCAAAUACCACCUGCGCUUGCUCGUCCCGGACAGAGCCCUGCGGACGUUCAUCGCCCACAUGGCGCGAGCCCUGCGGACGGACUGCAGCCUGCCCGCGGUCCAGCCGGCCUGCGCAAAGAUGGUCUCCAAGACAGGGCUGCUCAUGAAGGUACUCAGCGAGAGGCAGGAUCGCCGGGGAGCCUCUGCUCUCGCGGGCCGGUGUUUCUUGGGAGGGAGCGUUCCUAACGGCACGGCCCAGCCCAGGGCAGCAGGCAGGAAGCUCGCAGAGAAGGUAGGACAAACACUGGAUAUUGCUGGAUACGGUCCUUCCGGGCAAUGGGGCGUGGAAGGAAUAACGGUCUCUCCCUUCCUGAAUUUUCCUUCUUCUGUCCCAGAAGAAACCGGAGUAUGCCUACAGCAGCAGUCUUCUGGUGGCGGUAUCGGUGGCUGCCGUCGUCGUGCUCCUUCUCACGGGGAUUUGCGUUAUCGAGGUAAGCGGAUAACUCACUUGACAGACAGCUGUCAGUCAAGGCUUGUAGCUCGAGCGCACGGGGCGGAGUGGUGCCUCCCUGCGUCGUUUGAGAGACCCACGGUGUCAACGGGGAUGUCUACGGACGUGCCGGAUAGCUCAUUUUUUCCCAGCCUUUGGAGCUUGCCGUGGCACGCACACCACGCAGCUCAGCACGGCUUCGGGCCCUGCCGUGGGGGCUCUUCCCGGCAUCUGUCACGAGCUCUCCGGAGCUCACCUAAUCAGGCUGUCACAGCUCUCCUACCUGCUUCCCAGGUGAGGGUGAGCUUCUCUGAAGGUGCUGUGGUGCUCUGUCAUCGCAGCAUCUCCCAUCAGCCUGUCCAUGAGUUUUUUGCUGCAAUUCCUGCCGUACGUCACCACGGGCCUUACGGGAUCACCGUUUCCAGGCUCUUCUCCUUUCCCUCUUCUGCUCUCCUGCCCGUGGCGAGUGCUUUCAGCCAUACAGCGAUUCCCCCACUACCUUCAUGCUUGCCAAAACCAAGUUUUUCUGCAAAGUAACAAACGUUGGAGGGCUUCUCUGGCCACCUAGCAGCUCUGGGGCUGGGGAAAUCUCUCAAAAGCAAGUUCCUGACCUCUUCAGCAAGGUGCAACGGCUCAGCGUGGGUCAGAGCACGGCCAGAGCCAGGCAGAGGAGAGGACACAGC